Opisthorchis viverrini is the source of this 381-nucleotide messenger RNA. RefSeq lists its product as hypothetical. The coding region runs from base 1 to 381 and encodes 126 amino acids. The transcript has 2 exons. The record is from RefSeq and is a predicted model, not a curated record. NCBI's taxonomy places the organism in Eukaryota, Metazoa, Platyhelminthes, Trematoda, Opisthorchiida, Opisthorchiidae.
AUGUUACUCGGUAACAACUGUAGCAUCAAGUUCAAAUCUGCUGACAAGAUCGGUCAGGCGGAUGCAUUUUCGAGAGUUUUAGAAAAUAGACCAUACGAUUCUGUUAUAGAUCAGAUCUCACCUGAACCGGAAAUGCAAUGCACACCCAGGGAAGCCAUCAAAGGUACUCCAAUCACAUUCGAAAUGAUACGCAAGGCAACCAUAGAAGAGCCACUGCUGAGUCAAGUAGAGAAGUACCACCUCUCCAAGUGGUCACAAAACGGUACUGGAUACGCCAAAUUCCCGGAUUCUUGUACCACAGCUUUCGUGCAAGAUGUACUUAGUUUGGUCUGGAGUACUGCAAAGGAACAAGGCAAAUUCUUCGGUUCCUGCGUGGCAUGA